AUGGUUGCUCUCCGUGUCGCCGCUCGUCGUCUGCCUUGCGCAGCUCGGUCAUCUCCCUCGUUUCCUUCCCUCGUAUCAGUGAGCCAGCGUCGCUUUGCCGCGACAUCCAACGCUGCUCAAGAUGUGAGACAACAAGUGCAGAAGGAGUCAACCUUGCCUAACCCCGAUCCUGCGCCGGACUCGCUGACGGCGUCGUUCAUCAAUGAGCGAACUCCAUUUAUGGUACCGACCUAUGUUCGCCCGGCGCCCAUGAUGAUGAAGGGACAGGGUUGUUACUUAUGGGAUAUGGAGAACCGACGUUAUUUGGACUUUACCUCCGGUAUUGCGGUCAACUCUUUGGGCCACUGUGAUCCCGAGGUCGCUCAAAUUGUCGCGGAACAGGCCGAGACAUUGGUUCACGCUUCGAAUCUCUACCACAAUCCCUGGACCGGCGCUCUGAGCCAGAUGCUCAUCAACCUGACCCGCGAGUCUGGCGCAAUGCGCGAUGCCUCCCAGGUGUUUAUUUGUAACUCCGGCACCGAGGCCAACGAGGCAGCAAUCAAGUUUGCCCGUAAGGUCGGUCGGUCUAUUGAUCCUUCCGGUGCCAAGCACGAACUCGUUUCCUUCCAAAAUUCCUUCCACGGUCGUACAAUGGGCGCGCUUUCUGCUACCCCCAACCCUAAGUACCAGACGCCCUUCGCCCCCAUGAUUCCGGGCUUCAAAUACGGCAAUUACAACGACGUCGAACAGCUGCAGACCCUUAUUACUGAAAACACUUGCGGUGUGAUUGUGGAGCCUAUCCAGGGCGAGGGUGGCGUGAAUGUCGCCGAGCCAGAAUUCUUGGUUGCCCUUCGUAAGCGCUGCGACGAGGUUGGAGCUGUUCUUAUCUUUGAUGAGAUCCAGUGCGGUCUCUCUCGUACUGGGAGCUUCUGGGCGCAUGGGCACCCAUCUCUCGCCCCGGCUUCUGGGGAGGCUGCGCACCCUGACAUCUUGACGACUGCCAAGGCUUUGGGUAAUGGAAUCCCCAUUGGUGCUACUAUCGUUGCUAGCAAGACUGUUGCGUCGCACAUCAAGACCGGUGACCAUGGCACAACCUUUGGCGGAAACCCGUUGGCCUGUCGAGCGGCUUACCACAUCGUCGCCCGCCUGGCCGACUCUGAACUCCAGAGGGGCGUUGAGAAGAAGUCGGCUGUCUUCACUGCGGGCUUCCAGGCUCUGCGAGAGAAGUUCCCCAACGCGAUCUCCGAGGUCCGUGGCCGCGGCUUGAUCCUGGGACUGCAACUCUCCCCCGAGUUUACCUCCAAGGCCGCCGACAUCAUCACUGCUGCUCGCGAGCGCGGACUAUUAAUCAUCACUGCCGGUGAAGGAUGCAUUCGCUUUGUCCCUCCAUUGACAAUCACGGAAGAGCAGAUUCAGACCGGUUUGAACAUCCUGGAGCAGGCCAUGGCUUCUGUUGUUUCCGAUGCUUGA
This is a messenger RNA of Penicillium diatomitis, 1449 nucleotides long. Its product is annotated as acetylornithine transaminase. Gene Ontology annotation, molecular function: pyridoxal phosphate binding; transaminase activity; identical protein binding. NCBI's taxonomy places the organism in Eukaryota, Fungi, Ascomycota, Eurotiomycetes, Eurotiales, Aspergillaceae. The record is from RefSeq and is a predicted model, not a curated record. Gene Ontology annotation, cellular component: mitochondrial matrix. The coding region runs from base 1 to 1449 and encodes 482 amino acids. Gene Ontology annotation, biological process: arginine metabolic process. The transcript is spliced from 3 exons.